Molecule: messenger RNA, 3945 nt
Organism: Carassius carassius (crucian carp)
Lineage: Eukaryota; Metazoa; Chordata; Actinopteri; Cypriniformes; Cyprinidae
Product: atrial natriuretic peptide receptor 1-like
Exons: 22
Coding region: 434-2959 (841 amino acids)
Biological process (GO): cGMP biosynthetic process; protein phosphorylation; receptor guanylyl cyclase signaling pathway
Cellular component (GO): membrane
Molecular function (GO): ATP binding; natriuretic peptide receptor activity; guanylate cyclase activity
Source: RefSeq, a predicted model, not a curated record
UAUGCUGACAUAAGUACUUUUGAAAAGAGCCCUUAUGCAUGUAAACGGAAACAAAUGCUACAGUAUCACUCAAAGCAUUGACAGAAGACAGAGGACAUGUGUUUUUUUUUUAACCUCAUGGACAUGAGAAUUCCCAAAGACAUCUGUAGACCAGUGUUUACUCAUAUGCUUGAAUAGCUAUAAACAAAUGCCAGAGGAACACCAGAGCUUGAACCACAGAGCAGUAUAAAUGUGAGACCCUUGAUUUACAGUCACUCUGGGGAGAUCACUGCUGUGGAUCGCUGGAUUCAGAGCAAAACCAUAUGGCCACAAUUUGCCACUGGAUGUUUUUCCCGUCCUCAUUACAGGUAGUUUCUGAUGCAAGGUCCUAUUUUAUUUGUUUUCAACUCAUUUUGAUCAAACUCUGUGUUGAAGCGGGAAUUGUUCUUCUGGAAUGAGUGAAGUAAUGAAGCACUUCGAGAGACUUCCUGGCCCACUGCUCUUUUUGAUGACUCUGGUUUCUCUCAGUCUGGGUGAUAGAUUCACCUUGCUGAUCUCCAUGCCAAACACCUCCAUUCCUUUCAGUACUGGUCGGAUUGGGGCCGGAGCUCUUAUCGCAAUCAGUUCUGUAAACAGCAGUCCGGACCUUCUGCAAGGUCAUCAACUGGAUUACCAUUAUGUGGAUGAUGAAUGCAAUGAUCUACGUGGCCCAGGGAAAAUUGCGGCACUUUACCAUAAACACAAAUACAGCGCUUUCAUCGGACCAUCUUGCUCGAAUGUCUGUGCAGUGACUGCUAAACUAGCAGCUUAUUGGAACAUUGCUGUCAUCAGUCCUAUAUGUGCAGAUCAACAAUUUCUAGAUAAGAAGGCCUAUCCGACCUUAACAAGAGUUUUUGGACCUUUCACUAAACUAGGGUCUUUCUUUGUGGAAAUCUGCAAGUGGUUUGGCUGGCAGCGCAUCAGCAUUAUCUAUGAAAAUAAACCAUCCUGGGCUAUUCCUGUUGAGGGGAUCAGGUAUCAAGCAGAGCACAAUAACAUUACAGUGGCCAAGUAUCAAGAGAUCCCUGGCCCUCUCUCCCAAGGAUCCUUGUCGACCUGGUCCUGGGUCUUAACUGAGGUGGCACAAGUCUCGCGCAUCAUUGUGAUCUCAGCAGAUGGCAAGGUGGUCCGCAGUUUGCUAAUUGAAGCUCACAAGAAAGGCCUCACCAGCGGAGAUUUUGUUUUCUUUUGUUUCGAGCCAUAUAAGCAAAAGGUGUUAUUUGGCAGUUUUGAAUGGAAACAAGGUGAUGAAUAUGACUUGGUGGCCAGGCAAGCUUAUCAGGCUCUGUUUUUCCUGUCUUUGUAUAAACCCAGUCAUAAACUGUAUCAGACCUUCUCAGAGAAUGUCAUCAGAAGAUCCAAAAUAGACUUUGGCUAUACAUAUGAUUCUGAUGAAAAGGUGUCAGUCCUAGCAGCCAUAGCUCAUGAUAGUGUCUGGCUGUAUGCCCAGGCAUUAAAUGAAACUUUGGCAGAAAAUGGAAACCCAUAUGAUGGUUUAGCCAUCACUAGACGAAUGUGGAACAGGACUAUUACAGGCAUCCAAGGAGAUGUAACUAUUGAUGCAAGUGGAGAUCGUGAGUUAAAUUACAUGAUGAAACAAAUCCAAGGUAGUAAUAACCAAUUUCAGGUCAUUGCGAACUAUUUUGGGACUUAUAAGGCAGUACAGGGGCUUCACAUCAAGUGGCCUGGAGGACGGACAACUCCUCCCAAAGACUCUCCAGAUUGUGGCUUUCAUGGAAAACUCUGCAUCAAUCUAGAGAGAAAAUUCUUGAUUGCUUUAGGGAUUAUUGUUGGCUUGGUGGGUGCUGGGACCCUUGCAAUCUGUGCUUUAUACAGGAAGUUCAAAAUCCAGGAAGAAGCUUCCAAGAUGCUGUGGACAGUCAACGCCGAUGAUGUCAUAAUGAUGGAGCAUCACUCCUCAACUGUGACAGCAAAGUCUCACAGAUCCAAACCCAUCCAAGCUUCUUUGGAGUCUAUAAUUUGCAGCAUGCAAGGCAAGCCAUCAGCACACAGAACCGCAGUCUACAAAGGAACAAUUUGUUCUGUUUGCUUUCUGAAUUUAAAGAACCCUCAUCUGAGCAGCGAGCUCCUGGCGGAACUCAAACAGUGCAGAGAUUUGACCCACUAUAACCUUUGUAAAUUUAUUGGAGCGGCCCUGGAUACCCCUCAGCCCUUCAUUCUUACAGAGUACUGCCCUAAAGGAAGCCUACAGGACAUAUUGAAGAAUGAGUCUAUCAAGCUGGACUGGAGUUUCAAAUUUUCCCUCAUGCUAGACAUCGUAAAGGGUAUGGACUAUUUGCACCAUAGUCCCCUGCACUUCCACGGUCACCUCUCAUCAGCAAGCUGUGUGGUGGACAGCCGCUUUGUCCUGAAGAUCACUGAUUUUGGACUUAAUAUACUCAGGAUUUCAGACUCAGAGAAGAGUCCCGGAUUUGACCCCUGGACCGCUCUGCUGUGGAAGGCACCAGAGCUACUGAGGCAGUCCAUUCCAGCUAAUGGUACACAAAAAGGGGACAUCUACAGUUUUGCCAUUAUCGCUCAAGAGGUAGUAUAUCGUAGAGGGCCUUUCUACAUCCCCAACUGUCACUUCAGUUCUAGAGAGAUUGUGAAUAGGGUCAGGGCAGGGGGAUGUAGCCCACUGAGGCCUCACAUAGAUCCAGCAGAUGAUGUAGAGGAACUGGAGGGAAUCAUGGUCAGCUGCUGGAGAGAAAAACCUGCAGAGAGACCAGACUUUUCUUCUCUUAGGACUGCCAUCAAGAAACUGUGUCCUAAUGGGGGGUCUGAGAACAUUCUGGAUAACCUGCUGUCCCGUAUGGAGCAGUAUGCGUGUAAUCUGGAGGAGAUAGUCAGUCAACGUACCGCUGAACUCCAGGAAGAGAAGAAGCGAGCAGAGGGACUGCUCACGCAGAUGUUGCCACGUAAAUAUGCAAAUAGACUUUGACACACCAAGCCGAAGGUCAGCCAUUGACCAGAGUCAGGCUGUCUUUGAACAUCUGUUGGCCUAGUUUUUGAAGUAUGCUGCCCUUGUUGGACCAGCCUUGGUAGCUUUUUGGCAGCAUGUUGAAUCAACAACGGAGUCUCUUAGUGAUAGAGCCUACACUGAUGGCUGUUCAACUUUUAAAAACAGUGCAGGAAGUCAAGAGGGCACACACAGAAUGCUCUUUUGGCUCUUCCAGUUUGUCUUUUUGUAUGAUGAAUACAGACCACUGCCACCUGCUGGUAUCGUACAUUUCUCAUGCAGGCACAAAAACUAUGUGCUAGGCUGUUGGCUUUUAGUCUUUAGUCAAUUUUUUUUACUAUAGUGAGCUUCUGUUUCUGCUUUUUUAUGUCACUUUGUUGUGUCUUAGCCUUAAUGCUUAACAUGUUCAAAUGUUUUGUACUGAAUGCAAAUUUAAAAUGUACAAUUCUGUGUGACUGGAUAUAUUUUACCCCCAAAAAGUUGUUCACCCUAAAAUGAAAAUUCUGUCAUCAAUUAUUCACCCUCAUGUUGAUCUAAAUCUAUAUGAUGUUUGUUCGUCUUCGAAACAGAAAUCAAGAUAUUCUGAAUGAAAUCUGAGAGAUUUUUGGACCCUCCACUGACAGUUUAUUCACCCCAAAAUUCGACUAUUCAAAAAGUUCAUAAAGACAUAGCAAACGUAAUCCAUAUAAAUCGAGCUGUUUAAUUCUUCUGAAGAUGCACAAUCGCUUUUUAUGAUGAACAGAUUUAAUUCAAGCUUUUAUUCACUUUUAAACAUUGAUCAAUGCAGACAGAGCAAAUCAAUAUGCUAAAUGCAAUCUCCAACAUGCUUGCUUGACACACAAGAACCAAAGAGGUUUGUUCUUGCAUGCCAAAAAUGGUUGUUUGUUCUGUUUAUCAUAUUUCAGUAGAGGGAUGGAAAUCUCUCAGAUUUAAUUAAAAACGUUUGUGUUUCAAAGACAAAUGAAAGA